Molecule: messenger RNA, 4107 nt
Organism: Ostrea edulis (European flat oyster)
Lineage: Eukaryota; Metazoa; Mollusca; Bivalvia; Ostreida; Ostreidae
Exons: 5
Coding region: 1-1701 (566 amino acids)
Source: RefSeq, a predicted model, not a curated record
AUGCUUCACAUGCAACCACGGGAGUCUCCUGCAAAACUAUUUCUUGGACGUACUUUAUCAUCUAGACUGGAUUUGGUGAAACCGAACACUGAGCGAGAUGUCAAGAGUAAGCAAUUUGACAUGGCUAACAAAAGAGGAAGUCCACUACGUGCGUUCGAACCAGGAAGGGAGGUGAUAGUAAGAGACUACCGUAAAAACGCUAAAUCAAACUGGGUAUCCGGAACUAUCAGUGAACAAACAGGCCCAGUCACAUAUCGUGUAGAAGUGGCACCAGGUCAAACGUGGAGACGACACAUUGAUCAGAUUCAGGAGUUCGCGGCCAACGUCAGUGCAUCAGAUACACCUAUUACAAAUGAUAUCUCUAUGAAGAACAAUCAAGGACAGCAUACAGAAGCUUACAAAGGAUGUAUAGUUACAAAUAUUAGGAAUGGGAGUAUUAUAGUGGAUUUCACGAUGUUUUACUACACAAAAGCCAUCAUGCAGACGACAAAAGUGCGAACAGAGAUUAGUGCGAGUCUGAAAACUUCAACAAGCAUAACGGUCGCUGUAACAUUUACAGUAGUCAUUGAAAUAGAUACACUGUAUCUUAACGUAUUACGAACAAAUCAAGCGGAGUAUCUAUCAUCUGAGAGGAGUCCACGGUUUUUUAAAUCGUCUGUGGCAAUAGUAACUGAGGAGAAUACCACUCCAAUAGAUAUAACCACAACAGAUUUUCCAGUUACUACAACCGCUACAGCAGAUUCACCACUAACAAUGACAACAAUAGAUGAUGAACAACUGACAUCUACUACAACACAUUCUGCAACUACUCAAAGCCUAGAAACCACCGCCACUACAAAUCCCCCAGAAACCAUCACCACUACAAAUCCCCCAGAAACCAUCACCACUACAAAUCCCCCAGAAACCAUCACCACUACAAAUCCCCCAGAAACCAUCACCACUACAAAUCCCCAAGAAACCAUCGCCACUACAACUAUUGCCGCUGUCCAGUCAUAUUCAGAGGUUAAAAUGGAUCAUGCUUAUGGCGAAAUAGGCCAAGUCUCAAAUCAGACAUGUAUGAUUGAAAUUAAAAAGGGUGACUGGGAGUUUGUGUCUCUUAAAUUUAAAGAGAGCAACGAAGAUCUUGCUGUCAUUCAGAGUAAUGGCAGUGUGACUAUUUUCACCACUGACAGCCUUCUAAGACCGGAAUUUAACAUCAGUGGAUCUACGAUCAAAGCCAUUGUCAAUUUUGAUUUGACGAACUUCACUUCUGAUCGGUGUUCCUCGAGACAAUAUACCCUUAUAUGCAGUGUAGAUAUGACGAAUGGAUAUACAUUCAACACCAGCGGAGACUUCGAUAUAAUUGCUCCAUUGACAGAACCAGAGGUAACAGUGAUAGAGACUUUGUACAGCAAAUCUCUUUCCGCGGCAGGGAUUAACGCAAUGUGUAAUCUCACAAAAGAUCAGUCCAAUAAAACAGCCCAGGCAUUAGGAAUCCAGAUUCUGAACUCGACUGGUGAUGUCAUUCGGACUAUUGUUGACGUUACCCCCUACAAUGAGUUUACAAGCAGCUGUGGAGAAUUGGUUUAUAUUUCGUGGCUUGAAUUGUUUGAAUACAGAGCAGACCUAAAUAUGUCCACACUUAAUUGUUUCCUAGAAAACUCUGUAUCGAAGAAGACUGUUUUCAGCAACAACAUCACCCUCAUAUUUAAAGAACAAUAACCUUGACAGUAUCUUAAUAAGAAAUUUAUUAGCAUAUACCAUCACACAUCAAUGUCCAUACCUUCUAAACAGAGUCUCCGGGUAAGUGUUGCUAAUUCCAUUUACAUAUCUGUCAUUGUCACUGGGACCUCUCUAUAAUUCCGUUUGUUCUUCAUUGGGUAUAUUUUAUAGACGCAAGAAGGCUUCGGGGGUUCUACAUGUACAUGGGGGUUCAUAAGCAUGGUUUUUACUGUAACUCCUUCUACAGGACUUGAAACUCGUGAUAAAGGAUUGCGCGGUUCUCUUGUAGAAUGGCAAACAGGUUUUGAUGCAGCAAUUGAGCCAUGUUUUCCAAAAGAAUGAUAAAGUUACAUCACUAUCUAUGCAAAUUACAUUCCUCAGAUGCAUAUCUAAAUUGCUUUUCCAGAUGAGUGGCUCAGCUAAAAGGGGGUUACACUUUCUAAGUGACCUGGAUUACCGCAUCUUACCUCCUGAUUCAUGUACUACCGUGAUACUAAACCAGUGUAAUACAUAAUACACUGACUUGUUACAGUUUUAUUUUUUUUUUCAUGCGCACAUGAGGCUCCAUAUUAGGCUAAUUGUUUUCUACAUCAACGUUUACGCCGGUACUUCAUAUCUAAUUUUAACACAGAUUGAUCAAUUAUAAAUGAUUGUUUCUUACCCUAACGGUAUUCACUUAUUUUAAUUUCAUUGAAAGUUAAAAUAGAAUACUUCAUCAAUGCAAAAGAUAUUAACUAUACGAUAUUUAUUUCCGAAAUAAAAACCUCAGUGGCGGAUGAGCGGAAACGCGAUAUUGUAUGUGAUGAGUUUCUAAAUGAUCUCGGAACUUUUAUAUACAUAGGGGUUUCUUUGUUGUUGUAAAUAAGGUCUCCCGUUUCGAAUGAAUUACCCUAUUGUUAUUCAUAUUAUUUCCCCCAUAAUGAUUCUUUCUCCAAAUGUCUUCUAUUUCCAACGAAAGCCUUAUUUUUUUAAAGAAUCAUUAUGGUGAGAAAAAUAAUACGAACAGACCUUCAGCGACUCUGCAAUUUCUUUCAGAUUUUUUAUUGAAAAGAAAACAAACUUUUUAGUGCAUUUAUCAACUUUAAGCAGGCUUUCGACAUUGUUUGGAGAAAUGGCCUUUGGGGUAAGAUGAUAAAGAAUGGAAUAAAUGGCAAGUGUUUUAACUAUAUCCGAAAUAUGUAUAUUGGUAUUAAAUAUUUAGUAUAGAUAAAUGGCAUUUCUUCAGAUUACUUCGAAUAUAAUGUCGGUGUAAGACAAGGAGAAAAUUUAUCUCCAUUUUUAUUUUCCUUAUAUAUAUUGAUGACCUAGAAAAUUUUUAUAAGGAAAAUACAUAUUGGUUGGAUUACAGAGUGUGGAGAGUGCAAUUGAAGAUGAAUUAAUUGGUGUAUGUGAAAAUGUUGAUUUUAUUUUAUCCUGAUGACACUGUUUUUCUGGCCGAGUCUGCCAAGGGUUUACAAAAUGCCCUGAAUGAUUUUUAUAUUUAGGGAUUAUACUAACAAGGAGCGGAACACUUUGUGAAGCUAAAAAGCACCCACGUGAACAAGCGCAAAAAUCUACAUGUAUGUAUGGUGUGAUACGAAAAAUUAGACAAUUUAAUUUAUCUGUAGAAUGUCAAUUUGAUCUAUUUGUUAAAGUGGUUGUACCUGUUUUACUUUAUGGAAGUGAAAUAUGGAAUUAUGAAAAUCUAGAUAUAAUUGAACGUGUACAUUUAAAAUUUCUGAAAACUAAGAAGAUGGUGUGGUAUUCCCCAGAAUGAAAGACUAUGUACAUUUUGUAAUAAAGGAGAAAUAGGAGAUAAAUUCCAUUUUAUUUUACAGUGUCCAACUUUUUAACAAUUGAGGAAAAAAUACAUUCAAAAAUAUUUUAUGAAAGAUCAAAUAUUCUGAAGUUUUCUAAUCUAUUGUCCACGGUGAUACUGAACACUUAAAUGAUACAGAGGAAUUAAUCUUACGAUUUCUGAAAUCAAAAAUUAAGUGGCCGAGAAGCGGACCCCCCCCCCCCCCCCACCCCGAACAAUUUGUUUUUCCCAAUUUGAGAACUGCCUCAUCAUAGGACAAUGGAAUGUAAGACACUGGUCUGGUUAGUCAUUGUGUACUCCUAAUCCACAAAUUACCUAUUAAACCCUAAUCGUUACGCUUCGACGGACACCAGACCAUAAGCCAUAGACACUACCUAUUAACCUAUUUCGUACGUGAUAAAUUCUAUAACUAAACCUCGGACAUUUAUAUAUUGGUGUUUUGUUGUUGCUUUUUAUUAUACAAGGUGAAGAUAACGAACAGUGAUCAAUCUCAUAACUCCUACAAGCAAUACAAAAUAGAUAGUUGGGCAAACAUGGACCCCUGGACACACCAGAGGUGGGAUCAGGUGCCUAGGAGGAGUAAGCAUCCCCUGUUGACCGGUCACACC